GCAAUCCGAUACGGUUUGAACUAUGAUCGAAAGAAUCUCUUCGAUCGAUAAGAAUGUGUCUACGAAUUACAAAACUUCGAUCGAUCUGUAAAUAGAUAUAUCGCGCACACUUAAAGCUCGAUUCAUAAUAUCGAUUUGAGAUUAAUCAUCAUUCUCGUUCUUUGCACAUUCGAGAAUAAAUAUCUUCUUAAUGUACUUAAUAUUUGGCCGAGGAACUAUCAUUGCUCUCUUACAGCUUUAUAAAAUAUAAUAUCAAAUAUAAUAAACUAUGAAAGAAAACGAGAGAGAGACAGAAAGAGAAAGAGAGAGAGAGAGAGAGAUAGUUGGAAACGUUGGAAAAUCAAAGUACCGUUAAAUUAAUGCAAUAGACCGACAAGUGGAAUAUGAUAUAUCAAACGCUUGCAUCAUUGAGAUAGGCCCCCCGAGCACAGAUGCAGUCAUGCAGUUUAUAAGCUUUCGGUAUUAUCAAGUAUAUUUACCAACAUAACGAACAACAUUUUAUCAGAUGGGAUCAUAUUUUUUUGAAAAUAUUCUUUUCACUCUAUAUAAAUCAAACAGUGGAUAAGAAUGCUCAUCCUUGUAACAUGGUUCUUUUUUUUACAUCAAAUUGCGGCUGAACAAUUUAUGGUAGAAAAAUGGGUUGUGAAUUUAACAACCAAUUCCAUUGGCUUAGCAAUGGAAGAAACAAAGACCGUUCCAUUCUCUGUCAAAACAAAAUAUCCAGGAAAUUUCAGUUUUGAUUAUAUAAGCGAAUCGACCAAUGUUGCAACAAUAAGUGGUGUUAUUAAUCAAAAUGAUAGCAAUCAUUUCUAUGGUAUACUUAAUAUUACCGGUAUCUUUUUGGGUACUACAAAAAUUAAAUUAUAUCUGAUGAAAGAUAAGAACAUAGAAGACAGCAAAGAUAUUCUUUCUGUUACGGUAGUACGUUAUCAACGAACGUUAGAUACGAUAUUUACUGUUAGCGUUGCAAUACUUGUAUCUAUUCUCUAUAUUAAUUUUGGCUGUGCUAUGGAUUGGGAAGUAUGUAAAAGAACAUUAAAGAAACCUAUCGGUCCUGCCAUAGGAUGCUUUUGUCAAUUCUUCUUUAUGCCUUUGUUGAGUUAUGGUAUCGGAUAUUGUUUAUUUCCUGACAAACCUGAACUACAAAUAGGCAUGUUCUUCACAGGGAUAAGUCCAAGUGGUGGAGCAUCAAAUAUUUGGACCGUAUUAUUGGAUGGAAAUUUGAAUCUUUCUAUCACUAUGACUACGAUAUGCACUAUACUUGCUUUUGGGUUUAUGCCAUUUUGGGUAUUUACCCUAGGCAAACGUAUUUUUGAACGCGGAAAUCUUGCCAUACCUUAUAAUCGUAUCGCAAUGUUUGCAGUUGGUCUUAUAAUACCUCUAUUGAUAGGAUUUCUUAUACAAAAGAAAUUACCAAAAUUAUGCAAGUUGAUGAUACGAAUAAUGAAACCAUUUUCAGUAAUUCUUAUAAUAUUUAUCGUUGUAUUUGCUAUCCUUACUAAUCUAUAUUUGUUCAGAUUAUUUUCAUGGCAGAUAGUGGUAGCAGGCAUGGGUUUGCCAUGGUUGGGAUUUAUUUUUGGCAUGUUGGUAUCCUUAAUCUUUAAGCAAUCUCGGCCAGAUAUUAUAGCAAUAGCAAUCGAAACAGGAAUACAAAAUACAGGUGUCUCUAUUUUUUUACUUAGAUUUACUUUAAAGCCACCUGCCGAUGAUUUAACUACAGGUAAGUUGAACCUGAAAAUACACGAUACGAUUGAUUUGCAAUUUUUCAACCAAUUUUCUUUUAUUCUUUUUUUAUUUCUUUUCUUUUUCUUUUUUUUUUUUUUGUUUUUCUUUCUUUCAGUGGUACCAGUGUCAUCCGCCAUAAUGACCCCCAUACCGUUAAUAAUUUUAUAUAUAGUAAAACUAAUAUUUAACUAUAAACGCAAGCUACAAAAGCGUACAACAAAUACUUCCAAAUCUUUAGAAAAUUCUGAAUGUUGUACAGAACCUAUUAACACUGCCCUACAAACUAAUUUGCAUUAAAAAUAAUAUAAUGCGUGCGUUGAUGGCAAUAAAUAUAAUCUUUAUUCACAGUUCAAGAUUGUGACAAUUGCAAUAUUUCUUUUAUAAAAGAUUAUUAUAUAAUAUUAGAUAAAUCUGUAAGAUUCAUUUAUCCAUUUUUCAUUAAGUUCUACUAAAGGUAUACUGUAAUAACAAGAGAAGGGAAAAAAACAUAGUUUUAUCGACAUUUAUAUGAAGAAUGAAAUGUAUUUUAAAUUAUUAAUAAAUCCGAAUAAUGAAA
Messenger RNA from Vespa velutina, 2281 nucleotides. RefSeq names its product ileal sodium/bile acid cotransporter-like. Gene Ontology annotation, cellular component: membrane. Lineage: Eukaryota; Metazoa; Arthropoda; Insecta; Hymenoptera; Vespidae. Bases 568 to 2022 code for a protein of 484 amino acids. The transcript is spliced from 6 exons. The record is from RefSeq and is a predicted model, not a curated record.